GCCGGCCGGAAGUGGGGUUUCUUGGCUUCCGGGUGAGUGAGCCCAAGCUCACCGACUUAGCUCCGGACCCGCCGCGCCGAGGCACUUUCCUACAUUUUGUGAAGGGGAAUCUCCUUGCAGCAGAGAGCCCUCUUCACGGACCCCUCCCCUCGCCCCCAGCUGAGAGAAAAUGGCUACAGAUCUUAUCCAAGAUGGACAACGGGAAGGACCUGAGAUGGUAAAGGUGGAGGAAGAUCACUUUUACGUACAAGAAACUGACUUGCAGCUGAACAGCCAGUCCAAUCAGAUCUUCCACCAGCGCUUCAGGCUCUUCCCUUCCCAGGAGACGCCUGGACCCCGCGAGGCGCUGCGCCGGCUCCGCGAGCUGUGCCGCCAGUGGCUGAGCCCAGAAACGCACAGCAAGGAGCAGAUCCUGGAGCUGCUGGUGCUGGAGCAGUUCCUGACCAUCCUGCCCGAGGAGCUCCAGGCCUGGGUGCGGGAGCACCACCCGGAGAGCGGGGAGGAGGUGGUGACCGUGCUGGAGGAUCUGGAGCGGUUGCUGGACGAGCCCGGAGAGCAGAUGUUUAAAAUUUUCCAUAACAAAAAGUUUGGAAAGAAAGUGACAUUGGAACGAUCCAUGUCCUAGUUUAGAUAGUGAGACCAAGCCCAAGGCUGGGACAUUGGCCGGGAGGCAGGAAGUGUCCAAAGGAAUGGAAUCAACAGAAGAUGAUACUCUGUGGAAUCUGCAGAGGCAGGACCAGUUUCCAGGGGACCCAUCUUGGAGACCUUCAUGAAUGCAAGGACAGGUCUGGCAGGCAUCAAGGAAAUUCAGAGGAAGGAGAGCCACACAGAUGUGAUCAGUGUGGGAAAAGCUUCAUGUGCAGCAUCAGUCUUCUUGGAUGUCAGAGAAUCCACGCGGGGAACAAGCCAUUUCAAUGUGAAGAGUGUGGGAGAGCCUUCAGUCAAAACAAAGCUUUUUAAGUGCCCCCUGAUUCACAUGGGUGAAAAACGAUAUUAGUGUGACCAGUGUGGGAAAAGUUUUAGUCAAGACUCAGUCCUUCUUAGAUGUCAGAGAAAUCACACUGGGGAGGAAGCUUAUGAGGAGCGAACGUGGUAAAACCUUCAGUAACAGCACAGGACUCGCUCAUUGGAGAUGCCGUUCCUUAAACCAGCACACUGACUGUGGGAGGGUUUUCAGUGAGUUCAAACCUCCCCAAACAUGAGCGAGUUCAUAUAGGAGAAAAACCCUAGGAAUGUGAUGAAUGUGGGAAAGUCUUUAGUGGAAGUUCUGACCUGAACAGACAUCACAGAAUCCACACUGGAGAGAAACCUGAUGAACGUGGGAAGGCCUUCCGUUUGAUCAUGUGGCAAUUCUAUUAAUUUUUUUUUGAGGAACCUCCAUACUGUUUUCCACAGUGGUGGUACCAAUUUACAUGCCCACUGGUAGCGUACAGGAUUCCUCUUUCUCCACAUCCUCAUCAACACUUGUUAUUUCUUGAUUUCUUGUCUUUUUUAUUUUAGCCAUUCUGACAGGUGUGAAGUGAUACUGUGGUUUUGAUUCGCAUUUUCCUGAUGAUUUGUGAUGUUGAGCAUCUUUUCACGUGUCUGUUAGCCAUCUGAAUGUCUUCCAUGGAAAAGUGUCUAUUCAGGUCCUGUGCCCAUUUUUUAAUCGGAUUAUUUGGGCCUUUUUGGUGCUGAGUUAUAGAAAUUCCUUAUACAUUUUGUAUGUUAACCCUUUAUUGGAUAUAUCAUUUGCAAAUAUCUUCUCCCAUUCGGUAGAUUGCCUUGUUAUUUUGUUGAUGCUUUCCUUUGCUGUGCAAAAGCUGUUUAUUUUGGUGUAGUCUAAAUAGUUUAAUUUUGCUUUUGUUUCCCUUGCCAGAGGAGACAUAUCCAGAAAAAUGAUUCUCCGGUCAAUGUCAAAGAAAUUACUGCCUAUGUUUUCUCCUAGGAGUUUUAUGGUUUUAGGUCUCACAUUUAGGUCUUUAAUCUGUUAGUUUAUUUUUGUGUAUGGUGUAAGAAAGUGGUCCAGUUCCAUUCUUUUGCAUGUAGCUAUUCAGUUUUCCAAGCACCAUUCAUUGAAGAGACUGUCUUUUACCCCAUUGGAUAUUCUUAACUCCUUUGUCGAAGAUUAAUUGACCACAUACGUGUGGGUUUAUAUGUGGGUUUUCCAUUCUGUUCCAUUGAUCAGUGUGUCUGUUUUUGUGCCAGUACCACACUGUUCUGAUUAUGACAGCUUUAUAGUAUAUCUUGAAAUCUGGAUUGUAAUACCUCCAGCUUUGUUCUUUUUCAAGAUUGCUUUGAUUAUUCAAGGUCUUGUGGUUCCAUACAAAUUUUAGUAUUAUUUGUUCUAGUUCUGUGAAAAAUGUUUUUAGUAUUUUGUUAGAGAUUGCAUUUAAUCAGUAGAUUGCAUUGGGUAGUGUGCAUGUUUUAACAAUAUUGGUUCUUGCAGUUAAUGAGCAUGGAAUAUCUUUGUUUCUGUUAUCUCCAACUUUUUCUAUUAUUCAUAAUAUACUAUGAAUCCAUUUUUAACAAGGAUUUAAUCAUUGGGGUUAUGAUUGCAUAAGAAAUACCUAAUGACCUGUCAUAUUAACAAAAUUUGAAUGUUUAAGAACAUACAGUCUGGGAGGCUAUGUGAAAACAGGCACUCUCAGAGUGCAAAGUAAUACAGCCCUUACAAAGACA
Messenger RNA from Neofelis nebulosa (Clouded leopard), 2661 nucleotides. Its product is annotated as zinc finger and SCAN domain-containing protein 31-like. The transcript has 3 exons. The record is from RefSeq and is a predicted model, not a curated record. The coding region runs from base 170 to 625 and encodes 151 amino acids. Lineage: Eukaryota; Metazoa; Chordata; Mammalia; Carnivora; Felidae.